AUUCGACAAUGUUCAACUAUGUCUUAUCUAAAGCGUGAUGGGUUAUCUCCAACCAAUCAUAUUACAUUUUUCGUUUUGGGGGCGGAGUGCACAAAUACCAUAAAACUAAAGAUUUUUCCGAAAUGUUUUCAUGAUUUAUAUUCUCACUAGAAACUAAGCUAAAUCUUCACGAGCAAACAUGGUUGAGUGGACAGACGAAGAGCGCGCGGCCAUCUCCAACAUCUUCUCCAAACUAGACUAUGACGAAAUUGGCCAAAAGUCCCUGUCAAGGUGUCUGAUCGUGUACCCCUGGACCCAGAGGUAUUUCGGGGGCUUCGGCAACCUGUACAACGCAGAGGCCAUCAUGAACAACCCUCUGAUUGCUAAGCACGGCACCACGGUGCUGCGCGGUCUGGACAGAGCUCUGAAGAACAUGGACGACAUCAAGAACACAUACGCCGAGCUGAGCGUUCUGCACUCUGAGAAACUGCACGUGGAUCCCGACAACUUUAAGCUGUUGUCUGACUGUCUGACCAUCGUCAUCGCUGGGAAGAUGGGCAACGCAUUCACACCCGAAUAUCAGGCAUCCUUCCAGAAGUUCUUGUCAGUGGUGGUGUCUGCUCUGGGCAGGCAGUACCACUAGAGUCAGUCUCCAUAUAGCUGACCGAGGGGACAGCCUGUGUGCUCAUGUGUUUCACUCCUCAAUGAAGAAAUAAAAUAAGCAUAUAAGCA
Salmo salar (Atlantic salmon) is the source of this 711-nucleotide messenger RNA. Its product is annotated as hemoglobin subunit beta-2. The record is from RefSeq and is a predicted model, not a curated record. Gene Ontology annotation, cellular component: hemoglobin complex; haptoglobin-hemoglobin complex; blood microparticle. NCBI's taxonomy places the organism in Eukaryota, Metazoa, Chordata, Actinopteri, Salmoniformes, Salmonidae. Gene Ontology annotation, molecular function: oxygen binding; organic acid binding; peroxidase activity. Gene Ontology annotation, biological process: hydrogen peroxide catabolic process; oxygen transport.